Molecule: messenger RNA, 838 nt
Organism: Schistocerca gregaria
Lineage: Eukaryota; Metazoa; Arthropoda; Insecta; Orthoptera; Acrididae
Product: cilia- and flagella-associated protein 119-like
Exons: 4
Coding region: 38-763 (241 amino acids)
Source: RefSeq, a predicted model, not a curated record
AUGGAAACAACCUCAAGUGUUUGAAAUUUGGAGAGUUAUGGAUGACACAGAUGAACAAAAUUUUGUGCCAGAUAAUUCAAGUGAAUUAGAUAUACAGCAACACUCUCUGUUAAUUUUAAGAGAAAGAGACAUACCCAAAACAUCUCCACUUUAUUUCUCAACCCCAUCAUGUGUAGAACAUUACAUAACAGAAGAGAGAAGUCUUUGGACAAAAAAGGGUGAAUUUGUUUGUUACAAGGAAGACACAAGAGUAGAUCCACCAAGAAUCUGUAUUUGGAACCAUUUAUCAAAAGAUGAUGUACACCAUUUAAAAUUAAUGAACUUUAAGAAGGAUGAAGUCUCUCAACGAGUAGAGAGAAUAAUGCUGCAAGAUCGAAUACCUGGCAGCAGAAAACUACUAACUGAGCUGCUAGUAGACGUUCUACAUUUUGGAAGAAGAAAUGGAUUCAAUGACAAGAAAAUUUCAUCCAUUUUCUCCAUUUUUCUACUUACAUAUGAGUACUUUGCAGCUUCACUCUGGCGAACUACAAGAGAAACUUAUAAUUAUUUUAGGGAAUCAAUACUUCUCCAUACAAUCCAGCGUCCACCAAAAAGUGCAGAAAUAUUUGAACCACAUGAAUGUCGCCUGGCACUUAUUUAUUUCUGUAAGGUAUACUUGCGCUAUUUACCACUUCUACAUACAGCACUGCUACCAAAUUACAAGCUGCAUAUCACCUGGGAUGAAUUACCUGAAUUAGAGAAAAUUACUGCUAAAAAGAAGUAAAUUAAAUAAAAAACAUUUUUGUUGUAGUCAUCACUAUGUAACUUAAAAUUCAAAUAAAAAUUAAUUAGUAAUGGA